Molecule: messenger RNA, 243 nt
Organism: Phyllostomus discolor (pale spear-nosed bat)
Lineage: Eukaryota; Metazoa; Chordata; Mammalia; Chiroptera; Phyllostomidae
Product: cytochrome c oxidase subunit 7C, mitochondrial-like
Exons: 1
Coding region: 26-217 (63 amino acids)
Biological process (GO): mitochondrial electron transport, cytochrome c to oxygen
Source: RefSeq, a predicted model, not a curated record
UCCGGACUGGGCUUCCAACAGCAAAAUGUUGGGACAGAGCACUCGGAGAUUCACAACCUCUGUGGUCCGUAGAAGCCACUAUGAGGAAGGUCCAGGGAAGAAUUUGCCGUUUUCGGUGGAAAACAAGUGGCGGUUACUAGCUAUGAUGACUUCGUAUUUUGGAUCUGGAUUUGCUGCACCUUUCCUUAUUGUAAGACACCAACUGCUUAAAAAAUAAGGAUGUUUUAGUUAAUCCAUAAAACA